Macrobrachium nipponense is the source of this 2005-nucleotide messenger RNA. RefSeq names its product probable glutamate receptor. Gene Ontology annotation, cellular component: membrane. The record is from RefSeq and is a predicted model, not a curated record. The transcript has 11 exons. NCBI's taxonomy places the organism in Eukaryota, Metazoa, Arthropoda, Malacostraca, Decapoda, Palaemonidae. Gene Ontology annotation, molecular function: signaling receptor activity; ligand-gated monoatomic ion channel activity. Gene Ontology annotation, biological process: monoatomic ion transport. Bases 57 to 1265 code for a protein of 402 amino acids.
GAAACUUCGACUGGAGAACAACCAACUUUUGUCCUGCGUGCUCAUGGUGGCCUCACAUGUUCGUAGAGCAAGUGCCCGGUAAACUUGCAUUCUUCCCCAAAGGCUCAUUGGUCGACAUACUGAAGAUUAUUUAUGGUAAACUCGGAUACUGCGCCGAGUGGGUCUUGGGGGAUGGUUGGCAGUACGGGCGUCAGCUAGCGAACAACUCUUGGACCGGCCUUAUUGGUCAGCUAAUAAGAGGGGAAAUAAAUGCCACUGGGACUGUCCUAAGCCAAAGUUCCUCCCGGUUGUCAGUGAUUGACUUCAGCGUCCCCCUUUACAUGGACACUCAAGCGAUGAUCUACAAACGACCGGUCAUUCUGUCGGAUCUGGCGGGAUUUGCCAAACCUUUUACUGGUCAGGUAUGGCUGCUGUUCUUCAUUUCGCUCGUCAUGGCUUUCUUGUUAACGCUCGUCUUUCACCGCUACACGGACGGAUUCCAGCAGUCCAAAAGAUCGUUCAGUGACGCGGCAAGUGUGUGGGUCUCUACUGAAUUGACGAUUGGAACUCUCCUGUCUCAGCCUUCCGCCUGGACGCCAAGAGGCGCUGCAAUGAAGAUUGUUAUUGGAACAUGGUUUGUGGCAUCUUUUGUCAUUGGUAAUGUGUAUCGAGGGAACUUGAAAGCGAUGUUGAUUCUGCCCAAGGUGCGUCUGCCAUUCGACAACUUGCAAGAACUUAUAGAGAGCAAGAUACCAACAUAUUUACCUGUUGGAAGCUCUUUGAUACAAACAGUUUACGAAGCAAGACCCAACUCACAGUUCUACCAACUGCAGAACCAAAUCGUACACGAAACUAACAUCGCAAAGGCCAAAAAGAUGGUGACAUCGGGAGAGGUCGUAGCAUUCACAAGCCAGGCCCUUCUAACUUAUAUGAUACAUGAAGUGUACGCUCUGACCAAAAGCUGCCCGCUGUACAUGGCGUCAGAGAAAUUCUUCGAAUCGACAAGUAUCAGUUUCGCCUUCCCGAAAGGGUCUCCCCUGACAGCAAAGGUUAAUCCCAUAAUCUCCCGCCUGAAGGAAGCCGGCAUUCUCGAUCACCUGUACCUGAGGUCUUCCUCGUUCGCCUCGCUCUGUCUCAAUGCCGAUACCUUCGCUGGGAACAGCCUCCGUCCUCUGGACAUCGGCGACUUCUACGGAGUGUUCAGCAUCUUUCUCGGAGGACUUGUGCUUUCUUUGAUGGUGUUCAUUCUCGAGCUAAUAGUAAACAGAUUGGAAAAGCGAAAAUAGAUGUGUAACAAUGGAUAAAGCGCUAAUUCGUUAAUGGAGCCGCAGAUGACGAAACAACCGUUAAUUGGAACCCAAGAUGACGAAACGACCGUUAAUGGAGCCGCAGAUGACGAAACGACCGUUAAUUGGAACCCCAGAUGACGAAACGACCGUUAAUGGAACCGCUGAUGACGAAAACAUAUACCUACUAUUUAACAUGUAAUCUGUCAAUAUCAACUUUGAUGUGUAACCAUCUCCGUCCGAAUUCUUUGCAUUAUCUUAAUUGUCUUCUUCAGCAAAUUCCCCUUACUGACGACACAGCCUCCACCUGUUCUUUAUUAUUUUCUCACAUUUUAGCGUUAUCUUGCAUUGCUUUCAGCCCGUGUCUGCAUAUCUUUCCCACAUAAUUCCGCAGUUAUAUAAACUUAAUUUAUGUGUACAAUCUGCGGUUUUACAGGGCCAAUAUAUUAUUAUACGUUCCAGAUAACCAUUUGUUUUUACCCGGCAUAAAAUGAUGGAACUGGUUUCUACUAGUUCCAUAAUAAACCGGUUCGACCUCUGCCCCUACACCUAUCUAUUUCCUGAAAAAAUUUGCAUUCCUGGGUCACAGAAUAUGAUUUAGUUUUCAAAUUGUAUAUCUAUCUUAAUUUAAUUUAUUGCUGUCCCAAUCACUCUUUCGUAUUGAUUUUAAUUUUUGUAAUUUCAUUUUUUAAACCUGAUGAUGAAGCUAUGCUUUGAAACAUUAGUGUACAAUUAAAAUA